This is a messenger RNA of Brassica oleracea var. oleracea, 945 nucleotides long. RefSeq lists its product as uncharacterized. The record is from RefSeq and is a predicted model, not a curated record. NCBI's taxonomy places the organism in Eukaryota, Viridiplantae, Streptophyta, Magnoliopsida, Brassicales, Brassicaceae. The transcript has 4 exons. Bases 426 to 863 code for a protein of 145 amino acids.
CUGCCUUUGUCGUGGAAACUCAUCUUCUGUAGACUCGAAAAAAACAGUUUGUCUCCAAGAACAAAUCCCUUUCUCUUCUCUUAUGUUUUUGCAUCUUGAAAUUUUCCAAGAAAAAUCUCCAAUUUCACACAAUCAAUAUUUGAAUUGUGAGCUGUGUCAAAAAGGGUCUCUCUGAUUUAUUUAGAGACUUAAGGGUAAAGAAAUACUGGUGCAGAGAAGAGUAGUGAGUUGGAUAAGAGUUUGGAAGUCGUUUCAAGCAGUUUCAGUGCAUAGUUUGCUCUUCUCCUUCACUCAUCUUCUCGCUCUCAAGCUUGAUCAUGUUCUUUUCCAAUCAUGCAGUGGGCUCCUUUUCAUUCUGUUAUGGCAACGCCACUACUUGUUGUUUCUGAGAUCAUGCUCUGUGUACAUCUUGAAGAUCAAUAUGAAUGUGGAAGACACUCAUGCCUGGAGAUGAAGAAACUAUGAGUGAUGAAGCCAUAUGGAAAACACUUCCUGUUAAGAUGUCGGGAUCCUUUGACCUGAAGAGGAAGCGUUCUACGGAAAAUGACUAUAGGCGAAUGCCUGAAGAAGGUUUCAAGAAAGGAAAGGCGGAAACAAAGGAAUACUACAAGGCGAUCCUCCACAUGGUGAAGGAUCAAAUGAAAGAUAAGGAGAAAAGACACUCAGCACAAACUGAGGUAUACUAUAUUUCUGAUCAAAUAGAGUUACUAGAAGACAUGGAGAAGGUGGAACUUUUCGUCAUAAAGGCGAAGAAUGAAAGACUUCAAGCCAAGCUCUUCCUUGCAAAGGAGAAAUUAACAACUGUCAAAGUCUCAUAUAUUGAUUGGAAAAAGAUUGGGGAGUCGUUCAUGUCUCUGCCUUGAAUGUCCCUUCUCUUCUCAUGCCUUCUAAAUAAAAAUAUUUAAAUAUUUUUGUUUUUAUUUUUGCUUUCUGAAUCCUAAAACA